This is a messenger RNA of Apaloderma vittatum (bar-tailed trogon), 358 nucleotides long. RefSeq names its product transcription factor CP2-like. Gene Ontology annotation, cellular component: nucleus. The record is from RefSeq and is a predicted model, not a curated record. NCBI's taxonomy places the organism in Eukaryota, Metazoa, Chordata, Aves, Trogoniformes, Trogonidae. The transcript has 3 exons. Gene Ontology annotation, molecular function: DNA-binding transcription activator activity, RNA polymerase II-specific; RNA polymerase II cis-regulatory region sequence-specific DNA binding. The annotation marks the transcript as partial. Gene Ontology annotation, biological process: positive regulation of transcription by RNA polymerase II.
CGAUGUCCUUGCCCUGCCCAUCUUCAAACAGGAAGAAUCGAGUUUGCCUCCUGAAAAUGAGAACAAAAUUCUGCCUUUCCAGUACGUGCUGUGCGCCGCCACGUCCCCGGCUGUCAAGCUCCACGACGAAACGCUCACCUAUCUCAACCAAGGGCAGUCCUAUGAAAUCCGGAUGCUGGACAACAGGAAAAUCGGGGAGCUGCCGGAGAUAAACGGGAAACUGGUCAAGGUGAGCGGAGAGCCACGGGGGUACAUCCCGAUGUCCGUGGGCAUCAUCGACCCUCGAGCGAACCCAACGCAGCUCAACACCGUGGAGUUUCUGUGGGAUCCUUCCAAGAGGACUUCUGUGUUCAUCCAG